This is a messenger RNA of Brassica oleracea var. oleracea, 1769 nucleotides long. RefSeq names its product V-type proton ATPase subunit H-like. The coding region runs from base 154 to 1512 and encodes 452 amino acids. Gene Ontology annotation, biological process: proton transmembrane transport. Gene Ontology annotation, molecular function: proton-transporting ATPase activity, rotational mechanism; protein binding. NCBI's taxonomy places the organism in Eukaryota, Viridiplantae, Streptophyta, Magnoliopsida, Brassicales, Brassicaceae. The transcript has 12 exons. The record is from RefSeq and is a predicted model, not a curated record. Gene Ontology annotation, cellular component: vacuolar proton-transporting V-type ATPase, V1 domain.
GGGCCUCCCCUGAACUCGUCUUACCUCCUUCCACGCUUCAGAUCCGAAGCUCUAUCUAUCUCCUUCACUUUGUCUUCUCCCCUCUCUUCGCUAUCAUCUCGUCUCGCAGCCUUCAGGGAUUCGAAUCAGUGGUGUUAAGUUUCUCGAUUAUCAAUGGAUCAGGCGGAACUGUCUACGGAGCAGGUACUGAAAAGGGACAUUCCAUGGGAGACUUACAUGACAACUAAGCUCAUUUCAGCUACUGGUCUCCAGCUCUUGAGGCGCUAUGACAAAAAAUCUGAGAGCGCAAGGGCACAGUUGCUCGAUGAAGAUGGUCCAGCUUAUGUUCAUCUGUUUGUUACCAUCUUGCGUGAUAUAUUUAAGGAGGAAACUGUGGAAUAUGUUUUGGCUUUGAUUUAUGAGAUGCUCUCAGCAAACCCAACACGAGCUCGGUUAUUCCAUGAUGAAUCUUUGGCACAUGAGGAUACUUAUGAGCCUUUCUUGAGGUUGCUGUCGAAGGGAAAUUGGUUCAUUCAAGAAAAAAGCUGCAAGAUCCUUGCCUGGAUAAUCAGUGCUAGGUCAAAAGCUGGUAAUGGUGUUAUUGCUAAUGGAGAAGCCUCUGCUUCUAAGAAACCUAUUACUACAAUUGAUGAUGUACUCAGUGGGUUGGUGGAGUGGCUUUGUGCUCAGUUGAGGCAACCUUCUCAUCCUACUCGUGGUGCUCCAGUUGCAAUCAGCUGCCUCUCGACACUGCUUAAGGAACCUGUUGUCAGAUCAUCGUUUGUUAAGGCGGGUGGGGUGAAGUUACUUGUCCCUUUAAUCUCACCAGCAUCCACUCAGCAGUCUAUCCAGCUUCUAUACGAAACAUGUCUCUGCAUCUGGCUUCUUUCCUAUUAUGAACCAGCAAUAGAGUACUUGGCAACAUCUAGGACAAUGCAAAGGCUCACGGAAGUGGUCAAGAGCUCGACUAAGGAAAAGGUUGUCAGGGUGGUCAUAAUGACAUUCAGGAACUUGCUUCCAAAAGGUACAUUUGGUGCCCAAAUGGUUGAUCUUGGACUCCCACAUAUCAUCCACAGUCUGAAAACACAAGCAUGGAGUGACGAGGACUUACUGGAUGCACUCAACCAACUAGAAGAAGGGCUAAAAGACAAUAUCAAGAAGCUGAGUUCCUUCGACAAAUAUAAGCAAGAGGUUCUUCUUGGCCAUCUUGACUGGAACCCAAUGCACAAAGAGGCCAAUUUCUGGCGUGAGAAUGUCACAAGCUUCGAGGAGAAUGACUUCCAGAUACUCAGGGUUCUCCUCACAAUCCUGGACACGUCAAGUGAUCCAAGAUCGUUGGCAGUGGCGUGCUAUGAUCUGUCGCAGUUCAUACAGUACCAUGCAGCGGGGAGAGUGAUUGUAACAGACCUCAAGGCGAAAGAACGAGUGAUGAAGCUGAUGAACCAUGAGAACGCUGAGGUUACCAAGAACGCUCUCCUGUGCAUUCAGAGGCUUCUCCUUGGUGCUAAGUACGCCAGCUUCUUGCAAGCUUGAUGGGAUUUCCAUGUUUCUUUCUAUAUAUGGAAAGCAACCAAAACGCACAGAGUGCGUUUCUUUUUUUUUUCCUGUGGAUUUGUUCACUCCAAACAAGACCUUCCCGAACGCCUGCCUCUUUUUCUUUCGAAUCUACAUUCGAAGAACAUCUCUUUAUUAUUUGUCCUGGAAAAUCUUGUGUAUGAUUAAAUAAUUUGUUCGUUGUUUUCUCCUUUUUGUAUUUUUUUAUUCAAUAAAAAGGCAUUGAGGUUGCUAUU